Molecule: messenger RNA, 1746 nt
Organism: Anopheles arabiensis
Lineage: Eukaryota; Metazoa; Arthropoda; Insecta; Diptera; Culicidae
Product: troponin C, isoallergen Bla g 6.0101-like
Exons: 6
Coding region: 264-731 (155 amino acids)
Molecular function (GO): enzyme regulator activity; calcium ion binding
Source: RefSeq, a predicted model, not a curated record
CCUGGCAGCAGAAGUCCACCCGGUUUUCGGGGUUGAUAGAUUUGGUGCGCACUGCCCGGUGGCGGCAUUCGUCGGCUAUGUUCUUUGCGCCGCUCGCAAGCGCGCGCGUGUCCCGGAUCCGGGGGUGUUGAUUUGACGAGCUGCCGCAGAUUCAGUGCAGAUCGCCAGGUGCGAGCUAGCCGACUCCCCUCGCUCGAACAACCACAGCACAGUGCACUAGCAGUGGCCAUUUGGAAAUCAGCCUGGGGGGAAACGGGUGCUAAAUGGAAGAACUGAGCAAAGAUCAGUUGAAAGUGCUGCGUGAUGCGUUCAAUGCGUUCGAUAAGGAGAAGACGGGCAGCAUCCCGACCGACGUCGUCGGCACGAUUCUCGAGCUGCUCGGCCACAAGCUGUCGGAGGAGGAGCUGGACGAGGUGAUCGAGGAGUACGACGAGGACGAAUCGGGCCAGCUGGAGUUUGAGGAGUUUGUGGCGCUCGCCUCGAACUACGUCGAGCCGGAGGAGGACUACGAGGCGCUGCGAAAGGAGCUGCGCGAGGUGUUCAUGAUGUACGACAAGGAUGCGAAGGGAUACCUCCCGGUGGAAGAGUUCAAAGCGAUCCUGCGCGAGCUGGACGGUGCCGUGCCGGAGGAGGAGCUGGACGACAUUGUUGACGAGAUUGAUGCCGACGGAUCGGGCACGGUAGACUUUGAGGAGUUUAUGGAAGUCAUGACAGCCGACUACUACGCGUAAAACAUCUGCGCUGGCAUAUGGGGCAUAUCUUGGCGUGGCAAACGAAACACCGGCGCUCUGAUGACGCACAGCAACCAGCACCUCCUCCCAUACGUGCAGCAUUUGGAGUAGACGAGGCAAACCGAUGCUGUGCAGCUGACACACAAGCGCACUUUUGCAGAACAAUCCAUCCACCAAGUACAACAGUCGGGCCCGGGAGGACGACCGAUGCGUUUGUGUGUCUGUAGUGUAGAAACCAAGCGCACGCUUACUAAGAUGCUUACCGAGACAAAGCCAAGCAUAGAGACUAGAUAAUUAGUAUACCAAAGACACACAAGAGGAGACAGAGAGAGAGAGAGAAAUAGACUUUGGAGUGGUUUCGUUUUUCCGCUUGCCGCAUUUCUGUGAAUCAUCCACCGGCAGCAGGAUAGGCGAAGGCUUAGCCACUAAUGUUUCAUGUUCAUUCUCGCAAAAUCAUAUCUUACACAGCUUCACCACGCCUUUACCACGCUUUACCACGCGUUUUGCGUAGUGCAAGGUCUUGUCAACUGAACUGAAAAUAAAUAUUUCAUGCGUUUUAGGAUAACACAACCUGUUUGUCUUCACGUUGAAAUGAAAGGCAGUGUGGAGUGAACGUAUGGGGACAAGAGGACAGGCGCAUAUGGUGGAGAGAAAAAAAAAACAAAAGCCUCAGAUAGCAGAAUGGCAGCUAAAGCCGCCGGUGGGUUAUCAUUCGUAAUUUCCUUUUCGUAAGAAACAAGACAAGAAAAGAACCAAAAAAAAACAGCCUUACCCCAUCACCCGAAUGUGGCAUUCAGCGCAAGGGCGCAUUCACAUACACACAUAUUUGUAUACCACUAUGGUGCACAGAGACAGACAGACCGAUAUGAUAGCGGGAAGACUCCUUCUUUUCCACACCGACAAAAACGGAACACCCAUCCAGCCGGUAAAUCGAGCACGGAAACUGUUUAGGAGCUACCGGGAGAGGAGCCAGAACCUUGCGGAACCUAAAUAUAUUCAGCCGUAGUUGGAUUAA